This is a messenger RNA of Larimichthys crocea (large yellow croaker), 3078 nucleotides long. Its product is annotated as early growth response protein 3-like. The transcript is spliced from 2 exons. Bases 935 to 2206 code for a protein of 423 amino acids. NCBI's taxonomy places the organism in Eukaryota, Metazoa, Chordata, Actinopteri, Sciaenidae. Gene Ontology annotation, molecular function: RNA polymerase II cis-regulatory region sequence-specific DNA binding; DNA-binding transcription factor activity, RNA polymerase II-specific. Gene Ontology annotation, biological process: regulation of transcription by RNA polymerase II. The record is from RefSeq and is a predicted model, not a curated record.
UAACACACACACACACACACACACACACACUGUCAUGGCGAUAGAAACUCUUUAUCCUUCAGUUUCAUCUUCAGCAGCUGACUCACUUUAUAUUUCAGUCAGUCAGACGUUAAAACAACUUUGUGUAACGUUUCCACCAGAAACGUCCCCGCAGACUGUCUAAAACCUGGACGUAGUCUCUGUGACGUCCCCGCAGACUGUCUAAAACCUGGACGUAGUUUCUGAGACGUCCCCACAGGACCUUCGUGGUGAGGCGAGGGGGUCUCUAAACGUUGCUGUGUAUAGUUGAAAAAUAAAGCGGAGCUUCUAUUUCUGUCUCUAUGUAAGGCCUGAAUCUCUUCUCCCGUUUCCAUGGUGACAACAUCCCAGAGACAGAGGCUGAUGGUUGCUGUUGGAGUGACAUGUGUGAUCACCAUCUCUGUCUGCAGCACUGCAGAGCUGCGACACACACACACACACACACACACACACAUCAAACUCUCUGCCUGUGGGGCUAAACUCAGGGCAAACCUGCCCCUGUGCAUCCUGUGCCGCACUCCCCGCACGGCCCCGCAGCAGCUUGUAUAAUCUCUCCGCGCUCUGCGUGCCGCAGUGGAGGAAACCCCCUCUCUCCUCUCCGUGUGUCUACGUCUCUCUCCCGCCUGUCCUUUUAUGGUAUGGGGAUACCCGCACGUCACAACCGGAUGCAGCCCAUGUUUGGGCAGCUACGAAAGCUCGCGGCGGGAGGGAAUCCCUCGCGCCGGUGCCGACCAAUGAGGCCCGGCCUGGAGUUACCUAAGAGACGGAGAGUAUAAAAAGGACGGCGGAGACUCAGAGAGCAUCACCGAGCAUCACCGACACCGACACCGACAGACAGAGCUCCGGGCACGGAUUAAUAACGAGGGAAUCCCCGUUUAACGCACACACACGCACACACAAACAGGUGUCACCCGCAAUGCUUCUGGAGCGCGAGGACAGCUUCAUGUCGGAGUUUGAGGACGCGUGCAGCGCCUGGGUGGACAGCGUGGGCUCGAGCCGCAGCGACGGAGCGGAGGACUCUGACGUGGGGUCACCUUUCUGCCCAGUCUUCUCUCCGGGAACUGACGCCUCUGACUCGGACUUCUUCUCCGACUUCAGCGACUGCUCCUCGGACACGCUCUCUCCCUCCCUCGGCUACACCGGCAGUUUCUUCACGGACCCCCCGGAGCCGGUGCCGGCAGCAGCGGGGCUGAGCAGCACCGCCGACGCGAUCCUCAACAUGAUCACGGAGAUCGUCGGGAUCUGCACCGAGAUGGAGCAGCAGGGCGACACCACCUCGCCCCCGCUCUUCGCUCCAUCUCCUCCCCUGCCCGCAGCCCAGCAGCUGCCUCCCGCCUCCGUUUCACACCCGGUGGUCGUUAAGAGCGAGUUCGUGACCUCCAGCUGCAGCAGCGCGUGUGGACAAUCUUCAAUGACCGGGAAUGAUGCUUUGUACCCGGCCAGCGCCGACUCGCUCCUCCCGCUGUCGGCUCUGGAGCAACAACAGGUGGAUGUGGCUGAUUUUAUCGACUCUCUGCUGAGCUCCGAGGCCGGCCAGGGCGAGCUGAAGCCCGGCUGUGGAGUGAAGCAGGAGCCGCUGGGGCUGGAGGACUGGCUGAAGAGUUCGGCUGCUGCCCCCCCGGGUACCGGGGGAGACCCCGGCAGCUACGUCAUCAGCAGACCGGCAGUCAAGACGGAGCUCGUGCAGGGCGGGAGCAGCCUGCACCUCUCCCCCUCCCCCCUCCCCUCCACCCUGGACGCGCACCUCCUCAACUCCAUCCUGCAGGGCGCGUUCCCGAUAGUCAACAUCAGCGGCGUGCACGCGACGACAGGAGCCCCCAAAGUGCCACGCGGGGGCAGGAGAGCUCCCGCCAAGAGCGGCCUCAAGGUGAAGCCGUUCCCGUGCUCCGUGCAGGGCUGCGAGCGCCGCUUCUCGCGCUCGGACGAGCUCAACAGGCACGUGCGCAUCCACACGGGGCAGAAGCCCUUCCAGUGCGCCAUCUGCGCGCGCAGCUUCAGCCGCAGCGACCACCUGACCACGCACACGCGCACGCACACGGGGGAGAAGCCCUUCUCGUGUGACGUGUGCGGGAAGCGCUUCGCGCGCAGCGACGAGAGGAAGAGGCACGGGCGCGUGCACGUCAAGCAGCAGCUGCGCGCGCAGAUGAUGGCCGCCUACUCCCUGGCCGUGAACGCGCCUGGCGUCUGAACGCGAGCGGUGAGGCCGCUGUGGAAACAAGUUCAGGAUUUUAACCGGAAACCGUCAGAGAGAGACGUGACGUCACACUGCACCUGGAGCCAGGAAGAGGAAAUGCUGUUUUUAAAGGUGGCCAAAGGGGGCGGGGCCUUCAAAGUCCAGAUUGUGGCUCGUGUCUUGGUGCAUGUGUGCGGUUCACAGGAGGACUAUGGGAUCCGAUGAAGACGAGGGUCCAGGUCUGACCCUGGACCGGCUGGUUAAACCUCCAGAUUAUCGCGGUGCUGUGAACUUUAACCAAGAAGCUUCUGUGACUGGAGGUCUGUGCUGGUCUGUGCUGGUCUGUGCUGGUCUGUGCUGGUCUUCCAGGAGCAGCCUGUCCACCUGAAGGGACACUUUUGCUUGUACCGUACUGAUUCUUCUGCAUGAGGCCGUGAAGACGUGACGUCAUGUUCUUUGAUAUUUUUAUGUCUUUCUAUUGGACGUCAUGAGAAGCUCCAUGUUUGUAACAUAGCUCUAUUUUUCUAUCCGUCUACCUCUUCAUGCCGCGCUGUCUUCAUCACAGUGUGUUUAUGAACAUAUGAAUAUAUAUUUUAGAGCAGAAGCCAGAUUUCGAUGGCGGCUCGACGUGUCCUCAUGUCACUUUUCUAUGAAAUGAUUGUGAAUCUCCUGAAUGAGCUUUAUUGUAUAAUUUUCAUUCUAAUGUCUCGGUGCCGUGAAAACAAAGAAAGCACAGAGUUGAACUGAUGCAUUGUGGGAUAUGUGUCCUGAACUGUACAGAUCAAAACAAACACACCAGCUCAGUGUCAGCUGAGCAGCACACAGUGCACGUCAAUGUUUCCUCGUUCUGCAUGGAGCUCGUCAAUAAACGAACAAACCGACAGAGA